Molecule: messenger RNA, 875 nt
Organism: Hippopotamus amphibius kiboko
Lineage: Eukaryota; Metazoa; Chordata; Mammalia; Artiodactyla; Hippopotamidae
Gene: VGLL1
Product: vestigial like family member 1
Exons: 5
Coding region: 150-875 (241 amino acids)
Biological process (GO): regulation of transcription by RNA polymerase II
Cellular component (GO): nucleus
Source: RefSeq, a predicted model, not a curated record
CACAAGAUAGCCAGGCCCUGCUCGGGCCAGCACUGAGCUGCUCUAAAGAGGGCCAAGCAGCUCCGGCCAUCAAAACGUACUUUGCCCAGCCACAGGAUCUUGCUGUAUCUCCGCCGAUGGUUGAGAAUUAAGCUCUCCCCUGUGUCACGAUGGAAGAAGUGAGGAAGACUGCUGUCCAGAUGCAGAGCCCUAUCAAGACUGAAUGGAAUUCCCGCUGUGUCCUUUUCACCUAUUUCCAAGGGGACAUUAGCAGCGUAGUGGACGAACACUUCUCCAGAGCUCUCGGCAAUGUCAAGAGCCCCCAGGGACUGAGCCCUUCCAGCCAGAGCGGAGAUGUGAUCCUGAGGAAUGAUAGUGACAUGCCUCCAAAUCAGUGGCGUUUCUCUCCCCAAUGGACAAAGCCACAGCCGGAAGUGUCUUUUGCAAAUGGCGCCACCAGCUGCAGCUUGACUGGAUCUGGGCCCGUGGCUAUGGACCAGUACCCACUGUCCCUGACUGAGAGCCCCUCCAUGCAGCCUGGCGAGCUGAGGCAUUUCUCCUCCCUCGCCAGCCCCAGCUUCCCAGAGCCCGGCUACCCUCAUGUCUUUCCCACUGGGCACUUGGUUCCAGAGCCCCAGCCUGAUGGGAAUUAUGAGCCCCUCCUAAGUCUCCUCCAGCCAGAGAGAUGCCUAACCCAUCCUCAGGAAUCUGCCUCGUGGGAGGAUGGCAACUCUGCCCAGACAGCCGGAAGCACGGGAUUGCUCUUCAACCUGCCUCCUGGCUCAGCCCACUCUAAGAAAAUCUAUUUCCCCCCUGAUGGUGGACAGGCCACUACCAGCCUUGCAGUUGAAAAAAUCCAGUCUCCAGAGAGAAGAAAAGGUCUGUUCUUUUACUGA